AUGGUAGGCAUGAAAACAUUAAUCACUAUUUUCGUUAUCAUGUUCCCAGUCGCGAUGAUAACAGAGGAAGAUGUAAAUCAUGGAGGUAAUAACUACGACAAAAAUUUAGUAACCUGAGGUCAGGCCCAAUUUUUGGCGGUUCUCAUACAUUCUCUCUAAUGGCUACAGCUAAAAUUGGGCCUGAUACAAACUAUUUCACGUUUUUGCUUGUUACGGCCAGAUUUUGGCCGUAACGCUGAUUGUCUGUUAGAAAAAUGCCACAAGAUCUGGUUGUUUUCGUGAAUGAUCCGUCGUCUGCGUAGGUGUCGAAAAUUGCCUCCGUGUGGUAACUUCCAACACUCAGUAAUCACUGUCAAAAUCCCGUUUAUUUCACAAUACUCACAGAUAUACACUAGUCCCGAUGUUGUUCUGAAAAAAAACUAGUCUCGAAGUAAAAAAACGUGUUCUAAUAUCGAUUGCACAACAAGAUCAAUUUCCAAAGAUCAAAUGUCCACUAUAAAACUCUACGUUGUGAACAAAGCGACAGAAAGCUAAUUAAAUGACAAUCACGGCUUAAUUAACAGUUUCCGAAACACAAUCCCUUUAUAUGGCUCGUUUACGUGGCAUAUGUAAUAUCUGAGGAAACCGAGUUUUAACGAAAAGUAAAAAAACUAAACGACAUUGAUCGAGUAACGCAACAAAUGAAAUGUUCGGUUCAAAGUUCUGGCUAUAUGAGUGUCUCAAAUUCAAUGUUCACUGAUUAUCAUUGGCAAUGUCUUGGAUACGUAACUCUGCUGCAGCUGCUGCAUCCCGUCUGGGCCUGAAUGGCGGCGCGGUAGGGUUGAGAGGCGUUGCAUUAUUUGAUCUGUCGCACGACAAUUCCAGGGGGUACAAAUGUUGUAUGGCACUCUCCAGGACGGUCUUCCGAGUUCGCACCUUAGCUGCACGAGCUACGCCAUCACGCCCCUCAAUUAGCUUCUCUAUGAUCCCAAGUGGCCAGUGGUUUCGGUUUCGUUCUUCUGACCUCAAUAUCACCACAUCCCCUUCUGACAGAGGAUUCUUUGAAUUUCCAUACUUCAGGCGGUGUUGUUUUCGUAGUGCUCGUAGAUAUUCAGAGGACCAACGGCGCCAAAUCGCAUCUUUACUCCUUUGAAGGAAUUUCGCUCGUUUUCUGAGGUCCUUUUCUUUCAGAUGGCACGACUGCAGUUCUGGCAAGAUGUUGGACUUGACGAACAACAGGGCGUUCGGCGUCAGCGUGGGUAGUUGUACGUCAUCUUCUGUGUAACUGAGGGGCCAGUUGUUCAGUACUAUCUCAACGUCCAGGAGCACCUCACUGAGCUCGUCCCAGGAUAGUUGACCUUGUCCCACUGUCUUGUAGAAGGCACCCUUCAUUACCCCGAUCAGUCGUUCCAACUGUCCGCCCCACCAAGGGGCGCCGCUCAAAUUAAACUGCCAGGUUAUUUCGUGAGUGCCGAGAAAGGUGUUAAGCCUUUCAUCUUUGCGUACUUUUUUCAACCAAUUAGCUGCGGCAAUGAACGUUCUCCCGUUGUCUGAGUAAAUCUUUGUCGGCCUCCCUCUUCUCGCUAUCAGGCGUUUGAGGCUUUUGAUAAAUUCUCCCGUUUCCAAGUUUGGUAGCAAUUCCAAGAAUACUGCACGGGUCAAGCUGCAAGAAUAUAUCACGAUGUACGCCUUCUGUUCCUUCUUUGAUUUCCGCUGCAGAUACUUGACAGGUCCGGUGAAGUCUACUCCAAUGACGCUGAAGGGAUUGUCUCCUUCCGUUCUGUCCCUUGGCAGGGGUCCGGCUGGUAGGCGAGGAGCAGCCACGGCUUGAAACCUUUUACAACCCCAACAGUUCCUAAGAACUCGUUUGGUGAGUUUGCGAAGACGAGGUACCCAUUGGACUUCACGAACCUAUUAUAAGUAUUAUACCCCGUGCAAAGUGGUUACGUGGGCGCGCUAAACUACUUUGAUGGUGUAAAGGGCAGAAUCCGGCAAGAAAAUGGGGUAUUCUCCCUGAAUGCGUCCCCGGCAUUCGAACACCCCAUCGACGUUUCUCUGUAGGUUUAGCUGUAACUUGUCUUCUUGGAAGUGGUCGUCACUGAUCCCUUGCUGUUGCGCUCGUUUAAUCCAGAAGAGUCUGCAUGCAGUGAUUUCCUGUAUCAAUAGGGGACCUAGGAUCUUCUCCGAAGGGUGCUGGCAGUUGCGAAUGAAACGUGACACCCAUGCGCAAUCUCUGAGGGCUUUGUGCAGGUCAGACUUCUCAAGGACACGAUCAAGGCCAUCACUGAUUUUGAUUGCCCCCGCGAAGAUCUCUCGUUGAACUUUCCUUUCUGCAUCACUUUGUUGGCUCGCUUGCGUCACGAUAUCUUCUGGCCGGCUUGUUAGGUCUGCUAACCACUCUGGGCCUCUCCACCACAGCUGUACAUCUGUCACACUCCUACCGCGGCUACCGAGGUCUGCAGGAUUCUCAGUAGAAGGUACGUGACGCCAUUGAGUGUUUGGAUGACUUUGAAUCUUUCGCACGCAAUUUGUGACGAACUGACGAUAUUCGCCCUGGUCACGCAACCAGUGUAAUGCAACUGUGCUAUCCAAGCAGCACUGGAUGUCGGUUGCGAGAGGAAACCCUUCCAAUGCUUUGUGUACGUUUGUCACCAAAUUAACAGUCAUGUGUCCCGAUAUCAGUUCGAGACGAGGAAUGGUCAGCCCUUGUUUGGCAAGACGAGACUUGGCAGCAACCAGACCUUGUGUAACGCCAGAUUCUUGCGUAACAACAGCAUAAAUCACAGCACUCACACCAUGUCCACUGGCAUCCACAAAGGCGUGCAGCUUUAUUUCUUUGAUCGGUUCUUUAUAGGUUGGCAAACUGCGCGGCAGAGUGACACUGUUUGGCAAUUUGUGUUCCCAGUUUUUCCAUCGAUUUGCGUAAACGUCUGGCAACGGAGCAUCCCAAGCGAGUUUUUGGUUGCAAAUUUCUCUGUAGAUCAAUUUUCCCUCCAGCAUCACGGGCGACACCAAUCCAAGCGGGUCGUAGACUUCGGCCAAAUUUGCAAGAACUCCGCGCUUCGUCAACUCAGCUGUUUCAGCAGGAAAGACUACGCUUAACGUGUCCUGAACUUUGUCCCAUGGGAGUCCAAGGAGUUUAAUCUUCCCUAGGUUCAAUCUAUUUUCAAGUUGCUGCUUGGCAAAGGUGGGUUCGUCAUCGCUGGAAAUCGUCUCUUGGUCUGGUACAUUUGAGUGCCAUUUGUGGAGUUCAAACCUUGCGUCAGCAAAAACUUCAGCCGUUUCACGUUUCAACUUCUUUGCGUCUGUCACGGUGGGGCCACCUGAGAUAAAAUCAUCUACGUACAGGCUCUUUAAUGCUUCACUGACGCUUUCUGGGAGCCUUGGUCUCCACAGUUCAAGGUGUUGCUGGAUAACUCCGUUGAGCAGGAACGGGGACGGGGCCAAACCGAACACCACUCGGGUGAAACGCAGAAUUUCCACUUCGCUCAAAUACACGUCUUUAAUCCAAUGAAACCGUAAUAAGUCUCGCUCGGCUUGGCGGAUCUUUAUCUAAAGAAACGCUUUCCGUAUGUCCCGUGUGACAGCCACACUGUGGAAUCGGUUACGAGUUAACACGCUCCAUAGCUGGUUCUGUAACGGUAGGCCAGCGUGACGACAAUCAUUGAGAGAUGGUGCAUCAUUAUGGGCGUGAGCGGAGGCGUCGUACACCACUCAAAGUUUUGUCGUCUCAGCGUUCUCUCGAACUACUUCUUGGUGAGGCAAGUAGAAUUCUUUUCCCAUCGCUUCAGAAGGUGCUCUUUCGACCACACCCUCUUCUAGUUUCUCUCGGAUAACAGCAUCAUACUGGGCUAGCAUGUUUGUUCGUCGUCGAAGUUUGCGUAACAAGGAAUUCAAGCGGAGAAGGCUGCCGUUUUAAUUGUUAGGAAGUGGAAGAUGGUCACCUUUCCAAGGUAGUGCGGUUUCAUAUCGGCCAGCUGAAGAGCGCGUCAACUGCUCCUUAAACUCACUGUAUACGUCUUCUUGAUCGCCUGUAGGACUGUCUGCAAGACCAAGUACGUCCAAAGCACACAGACGUUCGUAGUCGGCAGUAGAGUUAACAGCAAGGUACACUGGAGAUAAAUCGGUCUCAGCACCUGGAGACAUCAGCGUCCACCCAAAGCGUGUAAACUCAGCUACGGGAUCUCCACGGCGACCAACUCGUAAUCGCUCCCCGGUACGUAUUCUCGCAAAGUCGUUUGCUCCCAGGAUGACAUGGACAGCCAGCACUCUUUUGUCGUCAUCAUCGUCGAUGUACACCCCUCUCAGAUGGCGAUACUUGGCCAGGACUUCCUUAUACUUGGGGUUUUUCAAUGAGAGUAAUUCCCGUUUGUCAACUUUGGUCACAUUCACGUCUAAAGAAAACUCAUCUGUCACAGACUGCAUCGACACUUUGUACUCUCGCAUGACUCACGUAGCCACGCCCACAAGCAUUGCAAUUUGACGAACUCCGGAAGCUUUGUGUUCAGGUUUUGUUAGAUUCACAAAAGUCGAUGAUGCGUAUGAAUGGCUUGCACCGUUGUCGAGAAGGGCCCGAAAUUUGUAUCCUGCUACCUUGACGAUUACUACAGGGUGAAUGACGGCUGAAUUUCCCACUUGCGAAGCGGUCAUCCCCGGCUCAUGUGCUUGUUGACGAUUACAGAUUGAUGUGUCAUGUUUUUUUUUACACAAUGAGGGCAAGAAAUUUUGCUGUUACAUUCGAUUGCUCGGUGUUUUGGUCCGGUGUAGUUGAAAAAGAGCUUCUUUGUCGCCAAGAUGUUUUUCCUUUCAUUAAAAGAUGUCACACGAUGACACUCGAGACCUCUGUGUGUGGGGUCCUCACAGUACACGCACGCACGUGUUUGUUCUCCGAGCUAUUUGAUGACGUCUCGAUUGUGGCGUUUCAUCUCGAUGAUCUUCACUUGAUUCCACUGGAUUUCGACGUAUCCAGGAGCCCAAUGCGUCACAAAGUUUGACAAAAUCCCAGUUUUGCCAAUCGUCGUCGUUGCGAACCAAAUCUCCGCGAAUCCCAGCUAACUUGUCAAUCGUCAACGCCCGUUUCUUCUGACAUCUCCCAGCUUUCCAUUGUUUCCAGUGAUUGUACAUCGUACCGCAGUUGUUCGUAUAACUGAUGGAUUUUUUGUGGAUUUGUUCCUUAAAUCCUGGGCAGAUCAAGAAUAUUUUGCACAUACGCUUUCACAAUUUCACUUUCCUUGCCAUAACGAUCCAUUAAGAUACUUUUCGCUCGAUUGCACCCUUCGAAAAAUAUCGCAUCGCUGUUCAAGGAAUUUUUGUAGGCAUUUUAAAAAGGUAACAGACUGGUUGUUUGCCUUCGCUUUUUGUAAAAAAUGUACCAGGGAAACUGGUGUCCUCGCUCGUUGGCUGUUUACUUUUGUUUUUAAAGAUUUAUGUACUAAAAAUCGGGGAAAAUUGCCGAGGGAAAUAUUAAGGCAACAGAAAAAUAGAAAUUUCAGUAUUUUAAGUUUGAUCGCGCCUAGCCAAAAUAAAAUAAAACUAGUAGAACAUCGUGUCGCCGUCGUUUCGAAAACUUUUUACCUUCUACGCUAACAGAAAUUACCUUCGAGAUCUCCCUUAAUCUCGCAAGAAGUUAAAUGUGAUUGUGCUGGCUGUUUUAUUUUUAGCUGAAAAAAUUAACAGAUAAAAACUUUUUUUUAAGUCAGCCAGUCUGCAUUUUUCCCACGCGUGAAAAAUUUGCAUACUAGAAAAAUAAGCAACGGAAGUAAUUUUGGUUGACUGAUUCGGCAAAUGUCAAUCAAUCAAAAAAGUGGGCGGCAGACGUUUCGUAGAAAGUUUGUAUCAGGCUCUCUUUUCGUUUCGCCUUGCCCGCCGGAAUGUUAUUUUCAAAGCGAAACGAAAAUAGAGCCUGAUCUCAGGUUAAAAAUUUAAUUGCGCACCUUCGGAUUGUCGCCAUUUUAUUUUAACAUCCUGUCUCUCCUUCAUGUACAGAAAGCCGCUUAAAAUUUUCAUUUUUACACUUUCCCUGAAACAUCAUUCACCAUAAUUUUCACAUCGUCCAUAAAAUUUGCAUGAGAAUUGUUUUCAAUUUUUCCUUGGAGUAAGCAGUCAUCAUAAGAGAAAUAGUCCAGUUUCGAGUUCGCUAUGACCGCUGAAUUAAAGAAGUAAAGACGCAUUUUUUACAGGCUUAGCCUCCAUCUCAAGUAAUAUAUUUACAAAUUCCAACAAGAAAAAGACCUGUUUAUUACUCUGUCUAUUGUGUAUAUUCAAAUUUUAAACACUUACUUGCCGGAAUUUCUGAAUAUUUUACUUUACGUCGAGGCUAACCCUGUAUAAAUGUGCCGUUAAUGUUUGUAUUCUGCGGUAGUUUUUAAUUCCAAACUGGUCUAUUGAAGGCAAUUUGCUGAUGCAAAGUUUUUGGGGGGUAAACAAGAUGUUUUACGGGCGAUGUAAAAAUGGUGAAUAUGUUAACAACUUCUUUAUUAUAUUUGUUUUAUUAUUAUUUUUUAAUUUUACACUUCAAAAAAUGCGCGAUCAAUAUUUGGCAAGAUUUCUUUCGUUCAGUGUCCGUUCAUGAAUUGCUUUGCGCUAUUGUUUUCUUCUCUAAUGGAUUCUUACAGCACGUAUCUUCUAAACGCCAAAUGAAGAUAACCUCUUAACCUAUAAAACAGCUAUGUUUUAGGUCUUUUAGCUGAACUGUUUGAGCCUUAUGAGAACUUCAGAUAGAGACAUCAAAAACAAACCACUAUAACGACUUAUUUUCAUAUGUUUUAGUACUUACGGUAAUUAAUGUACAGUAGAACCCCGGUAAUUCGAAUUCUGAAGGGGAACGAAAAACAGUUCGAGCUAGCGAGGGUUCGAGUUAUCGGGGUCGAUUUGAAAAAAUAAGUUGCCAUGUUACAAUUACAGUUUUAAUCAAGGGAAAGGAAAUUUAGUUCGAGUUAGCAGGAAAUUCGAGUUAUCCGAGUUCGAUCGCAAGUUAACCGUGUAAAGAUGAUUGGAAAGCUCAAGUGGGGUGAAAUUCAAGGGAAAUUGGACUUAGUUUAGCGUUACUGUUGCUGUUCAGUAGACGCCGUGAACGUUGACAUGUAUAUGGACCACGUGUGAUUGUACAAUGAGAAAAUGAUUUUACCUUUCCAGUACAUUGUAAUUCAGAUUUUUUUUUAUUGUUUUGCACAAGUGUAACAGAUGUGUAUUUAUCACGAAUAAGUUCAGCUUUAAUUUCUUGACUAAUUACCGGCGCCGCCUUACUUUGACUGUCUAUUAGCGGGACACAUCCCUUAAAUAGACGGAGAGUCGGGACGGGCCAGAAGGUAUCUGUCUUAGAAAGAAUUGACUGUAUUCUUAUAAUAAUAAUAGUAUUAUUAUUUUAUUAUUAUCGUCAUUGUCAUUAUCAUCGUUAUCGUUAUCGUUAUUGAUAUCAUUAUUAUCAUUAUUAUUAUUAUUAUUAUUAUUAUUAUUAUUAUUUCAUCGUCAUUUUCUGUUAGCUUAUUAUUUAUUACUAUGAAAGAAUAAUUUAUUACAAUUAUAAUAAUUGUUUUAUUUAUUAUUGUUUUGCAAAGUCGAAAAGUUGAAAAGUUGAAAGCUUACAGAUUGAAAUUUUUUGUUCAUAUGUGUUGCUGCUUUCUAGUUUGUCCCGUGCCGAUGAAUAAAGAAGAAGAGGAGUUUAUUAAAGAGCGGGAGAGGAACAGAGAACUUAUGGAAGAAAUCGCCAGAGAAAUUGAAAUGACGUGCUCAGGUAAGUUAAAAAAUGAAAAUAAAUAACAAUAUUAAAAACCUUGGAUGAGCAAAUCCUUCCGCGCGAAUUGCACGCCCUUUUGAAUUGUGUAACCCUUUGCGAUAGUUGAGUGUGUUCUAUUUGGAACAAUGCAGAGUUUGCAUUUCUAAAGCCACUUACCCUUUUAGUUUAACCCAUUUAGUUGUUAAGCAGCAAAUCCAGGAAUUUAUACAUACACUAUCUAUAGGUAGCCAUUUUGACUCCUGAGGGAAAUAACCCACCCAGCCAGGAAAAGGUUGGCCACACCACCGGGUUUACGUCCAAUACUCUUUCCAGUGUACAGUGGUGUGGGUUAUUUUAGGUCGCACAAGUACCAGAUAAGUCCUGUCGGACCUACGGUUUUUAUUCCUUAUCCGAGAAGACUACAAAGUCUAACCGUUUUCAGAUGUUGUUACGAAGGCAGCACUUUCUUCUCAGUUAUUUAAAGUACCUGAGUGUUGGUCCGGCCGGGGUUUGAACCCGCAACCUCCCGCUCAGCAGACCGGCUCUCUCCCCACUGAGAUAACCAGACGGCGGAGGUUAAAAAAACUUGGAACACUGCUGCCUUAUUAUGGAAAUCCAGACUAAUCUUGUGAGAGAUUUAAACAAAAAUUUUGGGCAAAAAAACCACUGCCAAUUUCGCUAUUCGCCACUACUCUUCCCAGUUUGAAUUCUUCCUAUUACAGAAAGCUAAAGAGCCCCAAUUCCGUAAAUGAAAGGCUAUAAGUUGGACUAGAUAUCUAUAGAAUAAAAGAGCAAACAAGAAAGCUCCUGAAAACGUUUAUGCUAGUUUUUUUUUUCUAAAAACGCACAAAAUUUUUCGACUUGGAAUUUAAUGGUUCCAUUUUAGAUAAACGAUUUCUAGUCCAUGAGCCAUUUUGUGAGAAGUGGGUAAAAAUACAAUAUUUGUAGCAACUCCUUAUGGAAAACUGUUUCGUUGUUAUUAAAUGAAAACUUAGGAUGUGUUAAAUUGUGAUCGGUGUAUUACCAAACUUGACAAUUAAGGAACGUUAUUGGAAAAAUUAGGGGCUUAUAUUAAACGGUUGUGGAUGACGAGAAAUUUUUCCCUUAAAUAAUGAAACCAUAUGCAAAUUCGAAGCCUUUCUCUCAAGUUAUUAACCCCUUUCAAUUCGAUCAAGCUUUUUCAGUUCAUGGUGACAAUUGAAACUUAGGGUGCGUUUGAUUGCAUGGGAAAUCCGGAUNAGCAAAAAGGAUUGCCCCCCCCCCCCCCCCUCCCCUUCCCCCCGAGAAAUCCUUUCCCAAAUCAUGACUUUAUGGAUUUCCUUUAUACCGUUCUAGUUGGAAAAACUGUUCUCGUGAACAGUGUUUUUUUUCUGCUUGUUAUGUGUGCGCAUGCGAGACAACUGUUCUCUCAAAAACAGUUCAAAUCUUUUCUCGUUAUAUCCCCGAAAUAUUGUGAUUACCAAAGGUCAAAUUUCACUUGUAUAGCAACCACAUAGACCAGCAACACCAUACGAUAACAAGCCUUUAAAUGCAAUAUAUUUUUAUUUGGAGUAUUGAUACCAACGUUUUUUCAAUGAAUUUUAAUCAAGAGAUCAUGAUAUCAGUUGUUUGUGCUUACAGGAGAAGCGUUUAAGUCAGGGAAAUUCUUAUAACUAACUUUUACUUGCUGAUUUGUAGACGAAUGUAAAACAGGACUACAUAACUGCCACAAUGAUGCAUACUGCACCAACACCAAGCAUUCCUUCACGUGUACUUGCAAAGCGGGAUAUACUGGGGAUGGCGUCAACUGUGCAGGUAACAUAAUAUGGAGCUGAAACGAACAGGGAUUUACCUCCAUCUCCAAUUUUUCCCUCAGAAAUCAAUAGCAACGGAAAUAGUUUUUACCGCCUAAAAAGUAUGUUUAAAGCCAACGUUGCAAUGUACGUAUGUUAAUACCGCAAAAAGGCAACAUUUGUAUUCUUGCUUUAACAAAAAGUAAUAAUAAUAACUGCUACAACUUAACUACUGGUCGAGCUCAAACUGUAUCCCCAAUAACGCACACAGACUUAGUGCCAGUUGGGCUGGGGAAACAAAAAGUGUGACCAACAUGUCUGAGACAGGAAACACCGAGCUCAAAGGCUUAGAAACAGAAAAAACGUGGGAUCUAUCCUUGAUAUAACGAGAUCAUCUUCACUAAUAUACCUAACAAAGCACGAAGGCCAAUAGCCAGCUAGGCUGUUAGAAUCGGUUAGGGUGCAGCAUUUAAGGUGAACAGGUGUUUAUUACGAUUGUGGCUGGGGGUCUGUAGCAUUGCCAAUUUGACUGCGUCAGUCAUUGACUUAUGUCGCCACUUAAGAGUGGUUCCGGUACAGCUGUUCUAAGCGACAUCGAGACUAAAUACACAAGAUAAGGAACCGGUGAAAAACGGCGCUUACCGUACAAAUAAAAUAAGAAGUGAUAAAAUUCAGAAAAAUGGCAGAGCUGAGCUGCCAAAAGAAAAAAAUGCGGUCAGACAGAGGCAAGUAAAAAAAACCUGCCCAAAAAUCCACGAAGGGAAAAAAUGCGGGCAGGAAAUCUGCCCCUAAGCCUCAAGCUCAAAGACGUUUCUACGGGACUUUACAAUUUAAUCGAAAUAGGCCUCUCCUAGACUAAACAAAAAAAUGCAGAAAACCAAAGAAAGGUUGUUUCAGAAGCCGAGAUGACGUACACGCGAUAUUUGUUCGUAGCCUUUUAUACUCCCGGUAUGGACAAGACAACACAAGACAAGAACUUUAUUUAUACCACACAGAAGAAAAGACCUUAACAAAAGACAAUGCUACUAAUGUAAGGUACAAGCGUCCUAUAGCUAAAAAGCUGAUCUUGCUAGGAAGCAUACUAGAUUAAUUAAGAAUAUUUAAGAGGUUCUUCCAUGGAGGCACAAGUAGAAAACAAUGUGAAAAAAAAAUAAACAAAGAAAAGAAAAGAAAAAAACGCAUAUGUACAGAACUGAAUCACUGAAAACUUGAGGAACUGGAGAAAAUAUUGGAAAGAAAGAACUUAAUAUGAACUCGUGCCCCUGGCUUAACACCCAGGUUCUGUGGUACUUCGUGCCGUCAAAAUAGUUAUUUCUUAUUCCUAGUGGGAUCAUUCGUCAUAAAUAACAUAACUUGCAACAUGUAAAACUUUGAAUAAUAAUUUGUCACUGAUUUUAUCCGCCAUUUUACCGUUGUUAUAAGUGCCAUCAAUUCAGGUCCCUUGUAAUUGCCUUAUUUUAAAAACUGAUUUAUUCAUUCGUGAACUACCAGUCUCGAAAGCAUUGCAUUGCUAUCUCUUAUUCAACAGAUAUAAAACUGAAAUAGAACAGAUUCAGUUUGAUAAUUCAGCAUUACCUCUUGACUUCCAGACAUAAACGAGUGUAACACAAGACAACACAACUGUGACGUCACUACUUCAGUGUGCCAUAACACUAUAGGAUCCUUUGGGUGCCAUGCUUGCAAGGAAGGUUAUUUUGAAAAUGAAGAUAAAUGCAAAGGUAACACCUCAAAUUCCUUAAUUGAAACACUCAGAUGUUUCGUAGCCGAGUCUCUUUCAAAUCAAUUUCCUCUGUUCCAAAGUGGUUUUUCACUAAUUAUUCAUCUUAAUUUAAGUCGCGUUAAUUUCUAUAAUGCCUUUUAGUAUCAUAUAUAGAGCAUUUAUAUUAUGCCACUUUAAUAAGGCAGGUAUAUUACUAAUUCUAAUAAGCCAUUUUCGACUUCACUGGAGCUUCUGUCUUAAAACGAGGCGAAGCUCAAAGCCUUUUAAUAAGGAAAUCGAUUUGAAAAGAGAAAGGUGUUAGGAAAACCUUGUUUUAAAAAUGAGGGUUUUUGGAACUCGGAAAAUAGAUGAAUAUUGAAAUAUUGAUCGCCUGAAAUGGCUAUUAUUGUAGGGCACAUUUCCCUGCCGCGAAAGAAAAACUAAAAAAUCCGUUUAUUCAGUGCCGGACUUCUUUUUUGCAGAUAUAAAUGAGUGUAAAAGAGGAGAGCACAACUGUCAUGCAAACGCUAAUUGCGAAAACACCAAAGGAUCCUUUGUAUGCACCUGCAAGCCAGGGUAUUCUGGUGAUGGAGUUAACUGCACA
This is a messenger RNA of Porites evermanni, 11768 nucleotides long. The record is from the annotation of a GenBank genome assembly. Lineage: Eukaryota; Metazoa; Cnidaria; Anthozoa; Scleractinia; Poritidae.